UGGUUUUUUGAAGGCGGUGCUUUUUGUCCGAGGAGUGUUUUUUUGUUGUUGUUGUAGUUUCUCGCCGAAACUCUUGAGCAAAAACAAUGGCAAACAACUUUCAAAACGUGACUCUUUCUCUAACUUUACCCAUAUCAUGCCAGAUCUGCCUUGGAAAGGUCCGCCAGCCCGUCAUCUGUGCCAAUAACCACGUGUUCUGUUCUUGCUGCAUGGACAUUUGGUUGAAGAAGGCGAGUCAAUGUCCUUCAUGCCGAGUUCCCAUCACCUCAGAGAACCCGUGCAGACAAAUUAUAGGAGGGACAAAUGAGAGCGAGUCUAACGAGAGCUAUUCUGUGAAGAAACACCUCCGAAAGACCAGGGGAGAGCUUCUGUUGAGGGAAUAUGAAGAUGAAAUGGAAGGUCUCCUCAAAGAGAAUGAAGAUCUGAGGAACAAGAACCAGAGCUUGGAGUCCCAGCUGAAGACUGUACUAGAUCCCUGUACUGUAACAGCCAGCCGGAGAGAAGACCGGGGUCUAGAGCCCAGUGUUGUGGAAGACUGGAGCAACAAGCUGAGAGCAGCUACAGACGGUUACAGCUGGAUAAAACUGGAUGUGGAGAAACUGAAAGAGGCUAACAAGAUGUUACGGUGUCAGACUAUUGACCUGGUCCAGAAGAACGUGAGGUUGAAAGCGGAAGUUGCCAGUAGAUCUCCUCAGAAGUUUGGCCGGUACACGGUAGCAGCGCUGGAAGCUAAGAUUCAUCAGUACGAAAGAGAUGUGGACCACCUGAAGAAAGCUCUGGAGCGUAGCGACCAGUACAUAGAAGAACUGGAGGCCCGGGGUGGAGGUGGAGCGGAUGGGCUCCGGAGAAACCCGAGAGAGGCACCCCAGGGCCACACCGAUGCCCGUCCAGAGAGCACCUCCUCUGGGGAGGGUGAAGCCGAGAACAGGGUCCACUAUCAGAGGAUCAGUGCCAUGACGAGAAGUCUGAGUGAUAUAGAGAAGGUCUCCAUCUGCACCAGUCUGGAGGGAGAGUCCAAGACGCUGUCCGCUCACCACAGCUACCUCCUGGAAACCUCUAACGCCAUGGAGCUCAACGCCUCCGGCUCUGAGACGUUCCAGGACCACCGGAGAGGUUUCGGCGUGACGCUCGCCGGACACAAAGACUCUAUAGAAACCGAUUGUAUUGAUGCCAUCGUUCCCUCUGACCUCUUCCUGCUCUCCACUCCCUCCUCUGCCUUCCGUUCCCUCAGUCUGAAGAGUCCCAGUGUUGGUGAAGACAAGAAGCUUGGUUAUAAGGCUGUGACCUAUCUAAGGAGACUCAGUUUUGAGGACAGUGUAAUACCCAGCAGUAGCAACAGUGCCUCCACUGUAGCAACUAAACGGUCCAGUCUCACUACUCAGUUGUCCAACGGUGUGUCUUCCAGUAACGUAGCCAAGUCGGGGCUCUCCAUCGCCACCGAGCCGUUGUUCUGGGCUGCAGCCUGGCAGAGCCACGAGGCUUCUGAUAUAAUCUCUGUGACGUCACCCAAUCACAAUGGAGCGGAGGAGGAGCAUCUCAACACGUCUUCAGGGUCGGGACACAGCGAGAGAAACCCAACCGCGGGAGCCACCACGUCCCACAAUCUGACAGAGGACGAGACGGACCCCAUGUCCAGCGACGCCUCCAUGGACGCAGCCUACCUGGAUAAGAUCUCUGAGCUGGACUCUAUGAUGCUGGAGGGACCAGAGAGCUGCAGCUCGGCAGGGUCACACCUGUCCUCGGGAUCACACCUGUCCCUGGCUUCCUCCCUGACUUCUGCCGACACACCGGACUUGACCCUUGACCUCAGACUGGAUGUGACCCUGGUACCUGAGGCGGAGGGCUGCUCUGAACUCUUCCUGGAUCCUGACUCUGAGCAGGACCGAGGUGGAGGUGGACAGACCGAGGCUGAGGGUUUUCACUUGGCGUGCAGGAUAAAGGGAACCUCUUCCACUUCAGUCACUGUGUCAGAGACUCAGGCAGCUUCUCUAGCAGCCACGUCCACGACGACAGGAAGCGGGUCUGGAUCCUCCUCUGGGAGAGCCGCUGGCAGCGGCGACCACAGUCUUCUAGACUCUACAGGGCCUGCUAGAGAACAAGCAGGACAGGGACACCUCUCUGACCCCUCUCAGACUGAUGAACUGUCCUUCGACCUGCUGUUUGACCCCUUAACAGAGACCCGGACAGGACCAGGUGGACCGUCGGCCUGGCAGGCCUCAGCCAACCACCACCAUGAGGACCAUGACAUCUCUUCUGGCUGUUGCUCAGCAGAUAGACCUGGAGGAGACGCUGUGAGAGACAAGAGCACGGUGACUCCUAGUCAGGCGACCAAACGGAAGUCUCGCAGUCCUUUUAACGUCGGCAGUCCCUCCAAACAUUCUAAAUUUAUUUGAUGGGAGUUAACAUGGCCCCCGUCACUGUAGACUAGCCUGGGCGCCAGUCUGUUUCUGAUCUCUAGCCAGCUCUUUAUGGAACUGUGUGAUGCGAUGCCCUGGUAGAAUCUGGGACAAGGCUUCCUUCUUUACUGUGUCUUAGUCCCAAGUGUCAUGUUAUUCCCUAUAUAGUGCACUACUUUAGACCGGAAUCCUUACAGGGGGGGCCCUGGUCAACAGUAGUUCAUUAUGUGAGGAAUAGGGUACCAUUUAGCAUAAUGAUUGCAGUCUUGUGUUGCUAAUGCUAACUGCUUCAUUCAAACUGUUGCUAAUGCUAACUGCUUCAUUCAAACUGUUGCUAAUGCUAACUGCUUCAUUCAAACUGUUGCUAAUGCUAACUGCUUCAUUCAAACUGUUGCUAGUGCUAACUGCUUCAUUCAAACUGUUGCUAAUGCUAACUGCUUCAUUCAAACUGUUGCUAAUGCUAACUGCUUCAUUCAAACUGUUGCUAAUGCUAACUGCUUCAUUCAAACUGUUGCUAGUGCUAACUGCUUCAUUCAAACUGUUGCUAAUGCUAACUGCUUCUUUCAAACUGUUGCUAAUGCUAACUGCUUCUUUCAAACUGUUGCUUAUGUGUGUAUGUGUGUAAUGGCAUCAAUUUAUUCCUGAAAAUAAAACUGUUAUUUUCAGUAAA
Messenger RNA from Salmo salar (Atlantic salmon), 3066 nucleotides. RefSeq lists its product as uncharacterized. Gene Ontology annotation, biological process: regulation of DNA replication; protein monoubiquitination. Gene Ontology annotation, molecular function: ubiquitin-protein transferase activity. The record is from RefSeq and is a predicted model, not a curated record. Lineage: Eukaryota; Metazoa; Chordata; Actinopteri; Salmoniformes; Salmonidae.